Molecule: messenger RNA, 918 nt
Organism: Euleptes europaea (tarantolino)
Lineage: Eukaryota; Metazoa; Chordata; Lepidosauria; Squamata; Sphaerodactylidae
Product: EF-hand calcium-binding domain-containing protein 4B-like
Exons: 7
Coding region: 1-918 (305 amino acids)
Molecular function (GO): GTP binding; GTPase activity
Source: RefSeq, a predicted model, not a curated record
AUGAACCAUUUGAAGCAGGGAAGAAGAGGGAAUCCAUGCAUGGUGAAAUAUGCAGCCCCUAGGAAAGCAACUGCAGGAGGUGGUGGGAAGCCAAGUUCUCUGAAGGACAACACAGGCUGGAAAGAAAUUACCCGCAAUGCUGUGGAUACUUGUUUAUAUCCAAGGGGACAGCCCAUUGGCAAUGAAACUGUGACUCAUGAAACGAUUGGUUUGUCUCCUGAUCGUGUCUUCAAAGUCGUGCUUCUUGGGAACUCUGGAGUUGGCAAGAGCUCCUUUAUCCAUCGUUUCUGCUACAACAGAUUUAUGGCUAAGAUCAACGCGACCGUUGGCAUUGAUUACCAGGUGAAGAGUUUGAUGGUUGAUAACACACAGGUGCUUUUACAGCUGUGGGAUACAGCUGGGCAGGAGAGGUUCCAGAGCGUCACCAAACAGUAUUUCCGAAGGGUGGAUGGCAUCCUGGUCAUGUAUGACAUUACUGCAGAGUGCUCUUUCGUGGCAGUCCGAAACUGGAUGACAUGUGUCCAGGAUAGGAUUGAAGAUGGUGCCGUGGUAUUUCUGCUAGGAAACAAAAUGGAUGCAUCAGACAAGAAGCCACCAAAUGUGUCCAGGACUGAGGGGGAAAGGCUAGCGAAGGAAUACCAGGCUGUCUUCUAUGAGUGUAGUGCAAUGACUGGCUAUAACAUUCUGGAACCGAUGCUACAUAUGGCCAGAGCGAAACUGUCCACAGACGCUUACAGGCAUGAGAACCAGGGCCUGACAUGUAGCCAAAGGCUGGACGAACUCAUGCGAAGAGCCUUUGCUCCUGCAGGAGGGAGCAUGGCCCGACAGCAGCCUGCCCAGCAAUCCCCAUCCCAGGCAGGAAGUCCGUCGCCUUUCUCUGCUUGCAGUCGAGGCGUCACGACGCCGCUCUGCCGCUAG